Molecule: messenger RNA, 1534 nt
Organism: Phanerochaete carnosa HHB-10118-sp
Lineage: Eukaryota; Fungi; Basidiomycota; Agaricomycetes; Polyporales; Phanerochaetaceae
Exons: 5
Coding region: 43-1212 (389 amino acids)
Source: RefSeq, a predicted model, not a curated record
CUCGACUCCGUUCCCUCAUCUUCCAGCUCUCUUUCCCGAGAGAUGUCGUACUCCGGGAAGAAAGGAACAGCAGAGCCGCAAACUGGGAAGAGGGGAUCUUCCGCCAAAGCCAGCACCGAACCACCUGUCUUGUUCAUCCCAGCUGAUGUCGAGCAAGAUCCUGUAGCUCUCAUGCAACUUGCAUCCAAGCUGUCUCUUGACAGCGGCAACUUUGUGGAUACCAAGUUCUAUGCCUUCUCACGACGAAAAGCAUCUGGCACGAUAUACGCACCCAAGGCCAUUUACGCCAACAGCUGGAUACUCCGCGCGAAGUCUCCUCAGUACAUCGAAAACUUACUUUUCGAAGGCUAUGAUGCCAACUGUACCAUCGGCCCUCUAGAUAGCGCUAUCCCUUCAUAUCGCGAAUGCCUUGGCAAGGCCAAGAGUACUAGCUACGACUCGGACAGCGACAUUGAAGACGAUGACGACGAUAUGGAGGCGUCCCGCAAGUCUGCGCUUGGCGCUCCCAGCACGAAGGAUGGCAGGUCGACGCCAGUAAGCCAUUCACCAGUGCUGUACCUACUGAUUGCUGAUUGCCUCAACGCCGGUUCUCAAGGCACCUCACAACUCAGUCCAAGCCAAGCCGGAUUCCGUACAGGAAGACGAAUCCCGGCUGCCAGGACAGAAAGGCCGGAUUAUCGUGCUGCAGAGCUUUGCCUAUCGACAUGGAAGGCAUUCGUGUACUACCUAUACACCGGCAAAAUAGAGUUUGCACGCCUGAAGUCGCAGAAGCCUGCAAUUCAGCCCCUCGCAAAGACUGCACAGAUGUCGACGAAAGCGCCUCCGUGCUCUCCGAAGUUUAUGUACAAGCUCGCGGAUGAGUCUUGCACUCAGCUUGGUAUCUCGGAGCUGAAAAAUCUCGCUCAGGCGGACAUUCAGUCCAAGCUGUCUGGUGACAAUAUUCUCGCGGAGCUGUCUUCUACCUUCACAUCACGAUAUGAUGACAUUCGUGAUAUGGAAAUCACCUUAGCGUGUGAUCAGACGAAAGACGCACUCAAGGCAGGCAUGUCUUCUUGGAUGAAUGCUAUGCCGGCAAACAUCCUCAAGUGCAAUGCUACCGUAAUUGGUUUGCUGGUUGAGAAGUUGGCGGCCACAGUGACGCCUGCGCCUGCGCCCGCGUCCUGCCGCUACUGUGGCAACCGAGGUCGUAAUGGCUUUAUCACCCACUUCUAGUGCUACAGUUGCACAACCUAAUUUCCUUCGUAAUUCUCUUUUAACCUGGCACAGCUUGUGUUUCGUUCUUUCGUCUCGUAAGCGAGCUCUGGAGACAGGUCCGAGUUGUAUUUCGUUCGUGUUCGUUUACGCAGACACAUACCGGAUAGCUGUUUCUAGCUACGAAUGCAAUUCACUCUUCAUCGCAACUACAACAGACCUGAGCAGCAGUGAUCUAAGCUAUUGCGAAAGUAUAACAGGCGAGGCCCAAUUUUGAGCGUCCACUCUGUUUAGUACGCCCUGAUGGCAUAUGCCACCAUGCUAGUGCUAACAGUGCAUCAGA